AUGGAAUUUGUAAGAAUCAAUAGUACGAAAGCUACUUGGUUAAAUGCAAUCAAUAUGAUUCCUUCGUUGUUGGAGUUGCAUUUACCUCAAUGCGAGCUUCAAAAUAUUCUUGAUACUCUUCCUUGGUUGUCUAAUCUUACUAGCCUUACCAAGCUUGAUCUUAGCUCAAAUUCUUUUAAUGGUUCUAUCCCUAGUGAGUUUGGCAAUUUGGUAGCUCUUGAAGACCUUGAUUUGACCUCAAAUAAUAUUGGUGGUCACUUUCCAAGGUCUCUGGAGUUGAAGAACCUAAAACUUGCUGCAAACAAACUUACUAAGGGGAUUUAUGAAUUUCAAAAUUUGCAUCUUUCUGACAAUCGUCUGAAUGGUACAAUUCCAUCAUCCAUUUGUAAGUUGGUAAAUUUGCAAGUUCUUUCCAUAAGGAACAAUGAUCUUCAUGGAAAAUCAUUGAAUGUUGGGAAACUCUGCAAUCUUUGUGGGUUGUGGAUGUAUCAAACAACAGUUUAUCAUGAAGCAUCCCUAGCUCACUCGAAACAGCAGUCAUCAGUACUAUCAUGUCUUUCAGUACCGGUUGACCUACUUCAAGAACUGGUAACAAAAGGAAGAGAGUAUGAAUUUAACCAUGACAUCGAAUUAUUGAAUGCCACUGAUCUUUCAGAGAAUAAUCUCAAAGGGGAAAUUCCUGAUGAGCUAACAAGCCUGAAGGCAUUGCGAGUUCUGAAUUUGUCAAGGAAUCAUCUUAGUGGAAGCAUUCCAAAGAAAAUAGAAAACCUGAAGAUGUUGGAAACAUUUGAUCUGUCAAGCAACAACCUUUCUAGGAUAGUUCCUCAAAGCUUGUCUUCAUUAACAUUUUUAAGUCAUUUAGACUAG
This is a messenger RNA of Ricinus communis (castor bean), 867 nucleotides long. Its product is annotated as receptor-like protein 46. Lineage: Eukaryota; Viridiplantae; Streptophyta; Magnoliopsida; Malpighiales; Euphorbiaceae. Gene Ontology annotation, molecular function: protein binding. The record is from RefSeq and is a predicted model, not a curated record. The transcript is spliced from 3 exons. Bases 1 to 867 code for a protein of 288 amino acids.